CCUCCGGCGACCGUCAUCCCCUUCUUCUCCAGCUACGGUCAUCCCAUCUGGUCCAGCCGAUCGUCGCGCUCGUCUCCUGCCGUGGUCUUCCUCCGUCGCGCUCAUCGCCUUGUCUCGUAGUCCUCUUCUCGUCGCGUCGCCUCCAGCAGUGCUUCCCUCAGGCUCUCUUCUUCAGCCUCUGGGUUUCUCCACAUAAGAGAAGAGAAUAGCUUCCAUGGACAACGGAGAUAUUCCUGAAAAUGCCAACGAGCAUUGUCCAGGUCCUCAGUCAGAAUCUGCAGGAAAAUCCGAUGCAUGUGAAGGAUGCCCCAAUCAACAAAUUUGUGCCACCGCUCCCAAAGGACCUGACCCUGCUGCCCACUCCUGUAUAUAAUAUUACUGCAACUCUGAAUGUAAUGAAGGACUACUACGUCAUAACUUUCCUAGUUCCAGACCUAGUUGCUAUCGCAGAAAGAAUGGCUACUGUGAAGCAUAAAAUAUUGGUCUUGUCAGGAAAAGGAGGAGUAGGCAAGAGCACAUUUUCCGCCCAGCUGGCAUUUGCUUUAGCAGCAAUGGAUUUUCAAGUGGGUCUUCUUGACAUUGACAUUUGUGGUCCAAGCAUCCCUAAGAUGCUCGGUCUAGAAGGUCAAGAGAUACAUCAGAGCAACCUCGGGUGGUCUCCUGUCUAUGUGGAGUCCAACCUUGGUGUCAUGUCAAUUGGAUUCAUGCUUCCAAAUCCUGAUGAUGCUGUUAUAUGGAGAGGCCCCCGCAAAAAUGGGCUUAUUAAGCAGUUUCUGAAAGACGUCUAUUGGGGUGAGCUUGAUUUCCUUAUUGUUGAUGCUCCUCCUGGUACCUCAGAUGAGCACAUUUCAAUUGUUCAAUGCCUUGAUGCAACUGGAGUAGAUGGUGCAAUUAUAGUCACCACUCCUCAGCAAGUCUCUCUUAUUGAUGUGAGAAAAGAGGUGAGUUUCUGCAAGAAAGUUGGAGUGAAAGUUCUUGGGGUAGUAGAGAAUAUGAGUGGCCUGUGCCAGCCCCUAAUGGAUUUUAAGUUCAUGAAGUUGACGGAUAAUGGUGAGCAGAAAGAUGUUACGGAAUGGAUAUUGGGAUACAUGAGAGAAAAAGCACCAGAAAUGCUGAAUUUGAUGGCAUGCAGUGAAGUUUUCGAUAGUAGUGGUGGUGGCGCAAUGAAAAUGUGCAAUCAAAUGGGGGUGCCUUUUCUCGGUAGGGUUCCACUAGAUCCGCAACUUUGUAAGGCAGCUGAAGAAGGCAGGUCCUGCUUUGCUGAUAAAGAUUGUGUCGUGAGCGCUCCUGCAUUAAAGAAGAUUAUAGAGAAGUUGAUAGAAGCAAAUGGGUUGUCAAUGGCAGCUAGUAAUGGAGUGUAGAAAAUUUGCUUUAUGAGGGAAUAUUUGUAAAUUGAAACUAGUUUUGUCUAUGUAUCUCUGCAAGGGAAUUUGUCUGGCACUUAAAUGAUUGGUAUGUAUGUAAUAAACCAAAUUGCUAUGGAGUCGAGUCAAUGAGGCAAUGUGGUAUUAGAAGUUUUGUUUUUGGGGUGGUUAUGCUUUAUGCACUUCACAAUCAGAGCUAUAGAUAAAUUUACAUUAUAACAAGUUUCAAAUUUUGUGUUUGAGAAUUAUCAUAUUCA
Arachis ipaensis is the source of this 1621-nucleotide messenger RNA. Lineage: Eukaryota; Viridiplantae; Streptophyta; Magnoliopsida; Fabales; Fabaceae. The record is from RefSeq and is a predicted model, not a curated record.